Aureobasidium melanogenum CBS 110374 is the source of this 549-nucleotide messenger RNA. RefSeq lists its product as uncharacterized. The coding region runs from base 1 to 549 and encodes 182 amino acids. The transcript has a single exon. The record is from RefSeq and is a predicted model, not a curated record. NCBI's taxonomy places the organism in Eukaryota, Fungi, Ascomycota, Dothideomycetes, Dothideales, Saccotheciaceae.
AUGUCUUCAAACACAGGAAUCUCCCCGCACGCAACCUCCUUCAUCCACUCCUACGCAACAGCAACCGCCAUAGGCUCCACCUCCAAACCCUCAGACCUCCAAGCCUGCGCAACAGCAAUGUCCUCCCAUUACCUCCCAAACCUCAUCUCUUUCACCUUGGGCACCAACACCACCGUUGCAACUCCCGAAGAAGCUGCCAAAGGCACCUUGACGCACCUUCAAAAGUUGGUGUCCGCGGGGGUAGGUGCAGAUAUCAGAAUGAUCAGAGUGGCAGUCAAGGAAAUUGGAGAGUUUGCUGCGGCGGUGUUUGUGACGUGGGAGUUGGUUGUUGAUGGGUUUAGUAUUGCUGAUGAAGAAAAGGCCAAGGCGAAGGGAGAGGCAACAAGAAAAGCCAAAGGCUGGAGGUGGAGGAACUGUUAUGGAUAUAGAAGGAUGAGUAGAGAGGUUGAUGGUGAGGAAGUGGUUGAUAAAGAAGGCUUUGAGUAUAUUGUUAGUGAUGAGGAGGUGGGCGAGUUGGUUAAAAGAGUGCCUAAGUAUUUUGAGUCGUAG